This is a messenger RNA of Suncus etruscus (white-toothed pygmy shrew), 1396 nucleotides long. RefSeq names its product cleavage factor polyribonucleotide kinase subunit 1 (gene CLP1). NCBI's taxonomy places the organism in Eukaryota, Metazoa, Chordata, Mammalia, Eulipotyphla, Soricidae. The transcript has 3 exons. Gene Ontology annotation, biological process: tRNA splicing, via endonucleolytic cleavage and ligation. Gene Ontology annotation, cellular component: nucleus; mRNA cleavage factor complex. Bases 113 to 1390 code for a protein of 425 amino acids. The record is from RefSeq and is a predicted model, not a curated record. Gene Ontology annotation, molecular function: polynucleotide 5'-hydroxyl-kinase activity.
UUCCGGCGUGGGAACGGGUAUUGGGGUCCCUCUGAGUCCAUCCAGGACGCCUUGGUUGGUUUACCGGGAAAGACUUCGAGGCUGGGCCAGGCACAGCAGCUGCACCAGAAAGAUGGGCGAGGAGUCCAAUGAUGACAAGAAGCCCACGACAAAAUUUGAACUGGAACGAGAAACCGAACUGCGCUUUGAGGUGGAAGCGUCGCAGACAGUUCAGUUGGAGCUGCUGGCUGGCAUGGCAGAAAUCUUUGGCACAGAACUGACCCGGAACAAGAAAUUUACUUUUGAUGCCGGGGCCAAGGUGGCUGUCUUCACUUGGCAUGGCUGUUCCGUGCAGCUCAGCGGCCGCACCGAGGUGGCUUAUGUGUCCAAGGAUACCCCGAUGUUGCUUUAUCUCAACACUCACACAGCCCUGGAGCAAAUGCGAAGGCAGGCGGAGAAGGAAGAAGAGCGAGGCCCCCGGGUGAUGGUUGUGGGCCCCACUGAUGUGGGCAAGUCCACCGUGUGUCGUCUGCUGCUCAAUUACGCAGUUCGCUUGGGACGCCGACCCACUUACGUGGAGUUGGAUGUGGGCCAAGGCUCCGUGUCCAUUCCUGGAACCAUGGGUGCCCUCUACAUUGAGAGGCCUGCGGAUGUUGAAGAAGGAUUCUCUAUCCAAGCCCCUCUGGUGUAUCAUUUUGGCUCCACCACUCCUGGCACCAAUAUCAAGCUUUAUAAUAAGAUCACGUCUCGCUUAGCACACGUGUUCAAUCAGAGAUGUGAGGUGAACCGAAGGGCUUCCGUGAGCGGCUGUGUCAUCAACACCUGCGGCUGGGUCAAGGGCUCGGGCUACCAUGCCCUGGUGCACGCAGCCUCCGCUUUUGAGGUGGAUGUGGUUGUGGUUCUGGAUCAAGAGCGACUGUACAACGAAUUGAAACGGGACCUGCCCCACUUUGUCCGCACCGUCUUGCUCCCCAAAUCCGGGGGUGUCGUGGAGCGCUCCAAGGACUUCCGGAGAGAGUGUAGAGACGAGCGGAUCCGCGAGUAUUUCUACGGAUUCCGGGGCUGUUUCUAUCCCCACGCCUUCAACGUCAAGUUCUCCGACGUGAAAAUCUACAAAGUGGGGGCGCCCACCAUCCCAGACUCCUGCUUGCCGUUGGGCAUGUCUCAGGAGGACAAUCAGCUCAAGCUCGUGCCAGUCACCCCUGGCCGAGAUAUGGUACACCACCUUCUGAGUGUGAGCACUGCAGAGGGCACGGAAGAGAACCUUUCCGAGACCAGCGUGGCUGGCUUCAUCGUGGUGACCAGUGUAGACCUGGAGCAUCAGGUGUUCACGGUCCUCUCUCCAGCCCCCCGCCCCCUGCCCAAGAACUUCCUCCUCAUCAUGGAUAUCCGGUUCAUGGAUCUGAAGUAGAAUCCG